Dreissena polymorpha is the source of this 2722-nucleotide messenger RNA. RefSeq names its product integrator complex subunit 13-like. The record is from RefSeq and is a predicted model, not a curated record. Gene Ontology annotation, biological process: regulation of mitotic cell cycle; centrosome localization. Gene Ontology annotation, cellular component: integrator complex. The transcript is spliced from 18 exons. Lineage: Eukaryota; Metazoa; Mollusca; Bivalvia; Myida; Dreissenidae. Bases 196 to 2265 code for a protein of 689 amino acids.
UAAAAAUGGCAGCGCCCAUUGCUUAAAAGUUAUAUGUUAAGAUGUUUAACAACUUAAAACAGCAAUAACGAAUAAUACAAUAUUUUAAACAAAGUUAUCAGAAGGGGGAAUUUUUUGGUCCGGAAAGGGGAAAAAACCAGCCUAGUUUGGUGGGAGAAGACGCCGAUAUUAGGCGUCUGUUAUAUAAGUGCAACCAUGUCAAGUUCCAUCAUUCACAAGACCAUAUUUGUGCUGGACCAUAGCCCCGACUUCCUCAAGUCCUGCAAUCAAAGCACCGACUAUGACAUCCUGGCCAAGGGGAAGGCAUCGGGCAUCAUUCCCGCGGCUCCCAUAUUCAAGUCACUGUGGACGUGCUCUGUGGAGGCCGUUAUGGAGUACAUCAGGAUUGUCUAUGAUAUAUUUCCCACAAAUAAGCUGAUAUCUGUGGUGACUGGUUCUCAGGCAUUGAAUGAAUGGAGUGAUGAACAAAACAUGGUCCAGAUAAUGAAUAGGUUGGCAGAGAUUGGUCCCCCCACUAGCUCUGAUGAAUACAACCUAGUGAAUGGACUUACCCAGGCCGUGGAAGAACUGUGUAAGCCGACACCCCUGCAGAAGAAAAUGAUGUCUUCAGGUGAUGCUGAAUCAGUGGGAAACAAAGGGAGAAUAAUCUGCCUAGCUUAUGCUAAAAGUGAUGGGCACAUGCGAAUGCUAGAGGAGUGUGUAAGCGGUGCCAUAGAACAGCACAACAAUCUCGCGGCAGAAACAGAAAAUUUGCUGCCAAUAAAUUUCUGUGAACUGGAUCUGAUGCAUGUCGUCCCUGUGGAUGAGGUGCCCACUAUCUCCCCCAGGGUGGGGCACGAGAUCUCCCCCAUCCUCUCUUGCACAGUGCACGUGAGUGAGUCAGGCAGGGAGCAGUACAACCGGCUCAUACAGAUGGCGUAUAACCACUACCGCCUCGCCUCCACAACAGUCACUGGCAUACCCAUGAAGGAAGAGCAAAAUGCAAGCUCCUCAGCUAACUAUGAUGUGGAAUUACUACAUCCUGCAGAAGCCCAUGAUGAAAUUCUCAAAUCUGAUUUCAACAAGAUCGGCUCCAAUUUUCUUUCAGGAUCUGUGGAGGGUCUUAUGAUAGAUUCGAAAGAGGGUCUACCAAUAAGUACUAUCACUUUGAAGUGGUGCACACCAAAGUCUAGUGUCCAAGACCUUCCGGCGUGCACAGGGGCCUACAGAAUAACUCCAGUAGACGUAAACAGUCGACCCUCGUCCUGCCUAACGAACUUCUUGCUGAGUGGAAGGGCAGUAAUGCUGGAGCAGCCCAGGAAGACGGGUGUUAAGGUCGUCUCCCACAUGCUUACCAGCCACGGUGGGGAGAUCUUCAUCCACAGCAUACCCACGGGCCGCUCCAUCCUUGAGGACCCGCCUUCCAUCAGCGAGGGACCCGGCGGUCGUGUCACAGACUACAGGAUACCCGAUUUCCGAGAGUUCAUGAAGGAGAACAGACUGGCCCCAGUGUCCCCAGCUGUGGCCAAAAUCUCAACGCAGCUCCCGAUACAGAGAGCCCUGCACCACGUAGAAAGAACCAGCAGGUUCUGGCCUAUGGUGAUCAGUGACUCCAUCAUAUUCAACAUGGCAUCGCACAUAGACCCUCUACCCAGCAUGCUAGUGAAGGAGCGACUGUCAGAUGAUGAUGAACUGGAAUGUCGCAAGGCCAUCUUCCAUGUGGUUGGCAUGGAAACAAGGAACGAGCCACUCCCUGUAAACCUCACGGGCACCAGGAUCAAGGGAAAUAAAAGGGAGCAGCAGUACUCCCAGAUGUGGUCGGAGCUCGAGACUCUGGUGCGCGCGCACGCCAACACCUCAGAGGCUCACAAGCGCGUGCUCGAGUGUCUGCUGGAGUGCAAGAAGCCAUCAGACGACAGAAGGAAACUGGACAAAACCGGUUCUGGGAAAGAGGAUCUCAGCGAGGUCGAGAGUGCGUGGAAGGACCUUGAUAAAUAUCAGAAGAUGACGGAUCAUGAGAAGAGGGAGUUCAACAAAGUGGAGGCAGCCCCAGAGGACACAGGUCCCCUCGUGAAACGUCUCCGCUCUGGAUUCACUGAACCCCUCGUCAAGACUUCAGGAAAGCAGAGUUUGUUGUCAAUAUGGACCAAUCGAAUCAAGAGUGUGCAUUCACAGCGUCACGAGGAGUUCAUAGGUCGCCAAGAGAACAAGGGCACAAUAGCGGACCUGUACAGGCACAUGUUUGAAAAUGAUGGAAAUGAGGAAAUACCUGUGGGAAAACCCUGAAAACAGCCGUUUAAUCUGAGUGGGACAAUUCUAAAUGGAUUAUUACUGUAACAGUGCCGAAGGCAGUAGAACAUUAAAUCAUUACACAGAGUGCAGGUUAUGAUUCUGAUGUUUGCUGGAAAAACUUAAGAGUAUAGAUAUUCGUCUCAAACGUCCAGUGUUUCGAAGUAUGUAGAUGCAGACUAUAUUAAUUGGUCGCGACCUAAUGGAAUAAUGUUAGGGUUGUAAGCAUGGCAACAUGAAAAUCCUAUCACUUUAAAACUGACUGAAAAAACACAGCUUGUCCAAAUAUGCGUGUCAAGCAGCUAGUGGUUUUUACAUGAAUAUUGUUUAUGAUGUACAUAAUACAUUAUUAAGAAUUUUGGCUUGAAUUUUACAUUUAAUUAUAUGUGUAUUAUUCUACCUUACAAUUGUGUUAUAUGUCAUAUGUUGUAUGUAACAAGCGAAACAAUGCUAA